AGCUCAGUCAGGCAGUCUUCUCUUCACACCUGUGCGGGAUGGACUCAUUGGUGUUUACAUCAUCAUGCGAUUUUAUCAAAACACAUUGUUGAACGUGAAUGUGAAUGCUAAUUGCUGACAUAGCAAUUAUAGUGAUGUCAGUGGUGUGGUCAAGAAAGCAAUGAGGAGAGUGUGCAGGUGUCGAGUUUCGAGCGGUGGACCUUCAUCGAUCACUUCUUAAAAUGUGCAUUGAAGCAGCACGCUUAAAGUGUGUCCUUUGGCUUCAUGAAAGAUGCCGGCUUGUUCAACAUCUUUGAAGCGACAACUAGAUGGAUUGGAUAUUGGAUGUCAUCAAAAAACUUGCAGACGCUGCAGAAAAUACAGACGCAAAGCGAUCAGUUUUCAACCCUUUCUGUCGCUCGAGAUAAGCUCCUACAGUGUGGCAAGAAACGAAGAAGCUUCCAAUCUGAGCCCGAAGGCCGCCUUACAUACCAAGCAGGUGGUCUCGAUGAAAAAUGAACAACUUCCAGGCAGCAGAAGGUCCAGUUUCCAGAUUGCCUCAUGUAGAUCCACAGGCGCGAUGAGGGUGCUGUGGUGGUUGGCGCCCCUAUUCUUGGGGUCGCUCGCCGGGGCCAUGUGUCCCCCUCGGUGCGAGUGUGACGACGCGGCCCUGGUCGUGUCCUGCGAGGACGCGCAACUGGAGGUGCUGCCCAUCCAGCUGAACCCUGAGGUGGAGACCGUCCGGCUGCGCGGCAACCGCAUCGCAAGCCUCGAGUUUUCCAUGGCCUUCUACACGCGCCUCCGCUCCCUCGACGUCUCUGCCAACGUCUUGCAGAAUCUUGGCCCUGGACUCUUCCAGGAUCAGCGUCGAUUGAUGGAGCUGAACGUGAGCAACAACGCCAUCACCAUGAUUUCUCCCGAAGCCUUCUCUGGGCUCACCGACCUUCGAGCCCUCGACCUGUCCAGCAACCAAAUCACCAGCGCCAGCGAGGGUGGCGUCUGGAAGGGCCUCGAGAGCCUUUGGGAACUCGACCUGUCGCACAACCGGCUGGACGCCCUUUCUGCCGAGGUCCGUCGUAAAUCCUCUAGAUGGGAUGACGACAGCGAUUGUGCCCCAUUGCGAAAUCUGCGCACCCUGAUUCUCGACGGCAACAUCUUUUCCUUCCCGCCGUCCAACUGCUUGGCCCACCUGGACUCGCUGCGCCAACUGGGCCUCGCAGACAACAGACUGACCUUCAUUGGCGAGGAAGCCUUCCCCGCCACGAUGGGCGAGCUGCAGACCCUGAACCUGCAGGGCAACCAGAUUGCCAGCCUCACGCCCAACUGCUUCUCCAAUUUGACCAAGCUGCAGGUGCUGGACCUGUCGGACAACAACAUCACGUUUGUGCCCACAACCUCACUGGCCAGACUGGGCGCCCUGCAGGACCUCGACCUGAGUGGCAACCCCAUUUCCAGAAUUGCACCCCUCGCCUUUCAGGCGUUGUUCGAGCUGAGAAGACUGCGAGUGUCUCGUCUGAGUGAGCUGGAGCACAUUGAUCCGCGCGCCCUUGUGGAGAACGUGCGGCUCGAAGAGGUCCGUCUCGAGCUGUGUCCUCGACUCAAAAGGCUGCCGCCGCGCCUCUUCCACUCCAACCCUUUGCUCACCAGAGUCGCCCUCAGGGGCAACGCGCUGCAGACGAUUUCUGCCGGCGACCUGCCGCUGCGUCAGCUGCGCUUCCUCGCGCUCGCCGACAACCCUCUCAGGUGCAACUGCUCCCUGCUGUGGCUGUGGAAGCUGGCCAGGAGCUCAGCACAGAAACUUGCUUCCAGAAACCCACCCUCGUAUGGCAACCACACGCCAACCUGGGCCGAGACGGCUGGCGGAGCAACCUGCUGGGAGCCUGUGCCCUUGCGGGGGACGCCUGUGUACAAAGCGCCAGAGGAGACUGUCGGCUGCGAAGCCUCUUGGGCAACUGUGCUGAUGGUGACCGGGGUCGUCCUCUCCCUCUUCACACUGACGUGCGCGAUUCUCUUUUACUGCGGCGGUGGCGGACGUUGGUGUAGGGCCGAAACCACUGAUACACCCUCAUCCAGGAUCAACGGAAUCAAAGAACACUAUCCUCAGCCACCUUCGAGCAAUAUGUACCACCAGCACCACCUAUUGCACCACCAUCACAUGGGACUGGGCCCUCCGCAUAUGUGGACAGACCCUGACCAGGUGGUGCCCCCUGAGUACGAGUACGCCACAACCGACGGUGGGCUGAUCUCGGUGAAGAAGCCCUCGACGUCCAACUCGCUCGGCGUUUACGUGUGACAUCCGGCCCGGACCCCGCAUACCACCCUAGUAUAGCUGGGUCCGCCUCCGCCGCCUCCUCUCCGCCCCAUGAACUGUUCCGAGCAAACACCACAUUAAUUGUUUCCUUUUCUAUACGCGCAAUAAUGUUGGCUAGUGAUUAGUCUUCCUGGACUGAUUUGUGAGAGUGGCGCCUUUGAGAAAAUGGUCUCGAGGAAAUAAGAAAAGCCCAAAAUUCUGGGGCUCCGAGCGUCCCAAUAAAAGGGGUUCCCUGUCUCACAACUGAGAGAGUGCGAUUUUUUUACGCAACGAGAUUCCAGAUCGAUUGAGAGGUGACACAAUUUUAAUGUUUUAUAAAAGAAUCGUUUUGGAUAAUGAAGAAUUCAAAAGAUAGCCAAAUUUUUAAGUCGUUAAUUAGCUUAUGAUGUGGAAUCUCAUGCUGAAGAACUCAAAUUUAAAUGUAUCCUACUGACGAAAAAAGACAAAGUAUGUAAAUCACUGACAAGAGAUCAGCAGCAGCUUGUUGGUAGAAUCGGGAAAAGAGCUAAAAUGUGAAAUAUUUUCUCAUCGACUGGUUUAAAAAGUCUCAAGAUAAAAAAAAUAUCAGCUCUUACGGUGCAUGUACAUACAUGUGUACAUAUGUGGAAAAAUUAAUUUAGAAAUAAAUGUAAUAAGUAUAUUAACAAAAUCAAAAGUUCACAUGCUGAUUGAAAAUUGUGUAAAUUUGCGAGUAGAGUGGAUGGAUGUAAGAGCCAAAAUCCAGAUUAAAUGAGGGAUGAGUCUGCAGAAAUUGUGAUGAAGCCAACUUGUAGCUGCUGCAAAUAAACCCUGCCAGUCCGAUAAACAGACAUGAAAUAUUGCGGCUUUUUACAUGAUUAAUAAUGGAACAAUAUCUUGCCAUGCUAUUCAGUUACUGUAAUCAACCCUUUUCUCUAAAGAAAUCAUGCAAAAAUAGUGCAAUAAUAAUUGAGUAUUGCUAAAAAAAAAAAACUUAUGUAAUUGUGUAUAUUUCCAAGCGCAGUUUGGUAGUUUGUCCAUUUUUUGUUGAAUUUACCAAACAUGUUUUCCUGCUAUAUCCAAUAAUUAUUUUUAUCUAUGGUCAGGCAUUAUUCUGUAAAUAUUACCUAUACAAAUUUGUAAGCUUAGAAAUUUUAAUUAAUAAAAAGAAAUAAGAAAAAUAUUAUAGCCUC
Messenger RNA from Neocloeon triangulifer, 3441 nucleotides. Its product is annotated as insulin-like growth factor-binding protein complex acid labile subunit. The transcript has 11 exons. Gene Ontology annotation, molecular function: protein binding. Bases 272 to 2272 code for a protein of 666 amino acids. Gene Ontology annotation, cellular component: extracellular matrix. Lineage: Eukaryota; Metazoa; Arthropoda; Insecta; Ephemeroptera; Baetidae. The record is from RefSeq and is a predicted model, not a curated record.